This is a messenger RNA of Paramecium tetraurelia, 818 nucleotides long. RefSeq lists its product as uncharacterized. The transcript has 3 exons. Gene Ontology annotation, molecular function: protein binding. The record is from RefSeq and is a predicted model, not a curated record. NCBI's taxonomy places the organism in Eukaryota, Ciliophora, Oligohymenophorea, Peniculida, Parameciidae. Gene Ontology annotation, biological process: cytoplasmic translation.
AUGAUCCAAACUCAUAAUGAAUAAUGUGAUCACUUCUAAAAAGAGGAACUAAAUGCAUUAUCUUCUAUCUAUUUAUCAGACUAUGAGCAAUUAAAAGAUGUGCAUCCUUAUUCAUUUUAAGUAAUUGUUGCCCCAUUCGUACCAGCUGAUUAAUUUUAUCAUGAUAAUGUAGUCUAUUGCAAAAUUUUCAUUGCCUUUCCAGACGAUUACCCAUUAAAAUCAUAAAGAUUUCAUUUUGAGAUUUAAGGAUUGAGUAGAAAUUUCACCUAGGAUAAUUUAAUUAGAGCCAGAAAGGUUUGUGAAUAAGUAAUUGAUCAUCAUGAAAAAGAAGCAGAUUCUCAACCAAUAGUCUUUGCAGUUGUUGAAGCAUUGAGGGAUUAUGUGUUUGAUCAAUCAAUGUACUUAUAAGAAUUAUAUGAUCAAUAAAACUCAAAGCCUGACGAUAACUACAUUUAUAUACCCCCCAUGCCUAAAUUUGCAACAAAUACUCCUGUUACACUUGAAAGUUUUACAGAAUGGAAGAAGAAGUUCGAUUAAGAGAUUUAUGAAAUUAAGAAGAGAGAAAAGAAUUUUAAUUAAGUAGAGGAAAUGAUGAAGAAGAUUAGUGGAAAGCAAUAUUUUGAUAGGAAAUAAAACAAAGAAGAUGAUGUCGAUGUCUAGGAUAUUAUUAAUGAGGAUGAUGAUAUUGUUGAAUUGGAAGAUGAAGAUUAUCAAGGAGAAGAAUAUUAUGAAGAGGAUCAAGAUAGACCUUUGUAUGAAAGAGAAUAACUUGAAUGAUUUAUAUAAUUAUGUAAUUAUCUAUAAAUAUUCAAAUACUU